Cercopithifilaria johnstoni is the source of this 639-nucleotide messenger RNA. The record is from the annotation of a GenBank genome assembly. NCBI's taxonomy places the organism in Eukaryota, Metazoa, Nematoda, Chromadorea, Rhabditida, Onchocercidae.
AUGUAUGAUUUGAAAACAGAUGAUGGGUUGGCAGUCUUCGAUGGACAUUUGAAGGAUUUUUCAUAUGCAUCCGGAUAUACACCAUCUGGCGAUGAUCUGCAGCUGUUCAGGUUGCUCAACUCAGAACCAGCUAUGAAAUAUGCUAAUGUUUUGCGAUGGUACCGGAAUAUAGGAAGUUUCAGCGAUGAGGAGCGAAAAUCAUGGCCCACUCCGAUGACUUCUACUAACGGAGUACCCAAGAAGGAAGAGCCUGAAGAAGACCUUGAUUUAUUCGGUUCAGAUGAUGAUGAUGAUGAUGAAGAAAAAGCACGCAUAACCGCUGCACGACUGAAGGCAUAUGAGGAAAAAAAGGCAAAAAAGCCAGCUGCGAUUGCCAAGUCGAACAUUAUUUUUGAUGUGAAGCCAUGGGAUGAUUCGAUUGAAAUGGCCGAUAUCGAGAAGAAUAUUAGAACGAUCGAAUUAGAUGGACUUGUUUGGGGAGCGGCAAAAGUUUUGCCUGUGGCUUAUGGCAUCAAAAAACUUCAAAUCUGUUGUGUGGUGGAAGACGAGAAAGUAUCUUCGGAUUGGUUAGAGGAGCAAAUUGUGGGUUUCGAUGAUUUAGUGCAAUCGGUUGAUAUUGUAGCUUUUAAUAAAGUAUAA